AAAUGAAACUAAAAAAAAAUAACUACACUGUAUAAGCUUGUUUCUCUCUCUAUAUAUAUAUAUGAACGGCGACCUGAUUGCCGCCGGCCUCUGACUUUAUCAACGGUAAAUUUUACUCCGGCGAAUCUUAUACACAGGGUUCAUCGAUUUUUAUAUAAGCAUCCAUCAAUUUAUAGGUAAAGAAGAGAAGUGUAGAUAGUGAACUGCUCCUCAGUGCCUUUGGUCAAAGAACUGAAGGACUGGUGUAGUUUUUUUACUAAAGACAGCUAAACAUCCUAUAUGUGCUUUAGGCUGUCUACUCCUAGUCAUUCAGAUGAAGAAGCUUUUCUUUUUCAGAUCAACAUCAUCAUCUUCAAGUGGUGCAAAUAAUGAUUCUGUUCCACAAGAAUCAAAGGAUGACCAAACUUUCUGGGGAAAUAACUCGAAGUUCAAAACAAAUGAUCAAUCUAAUGAGAAUUCUAGAGAUAAUCAUCAAAGCCCCAGGCGUUCACUUUCAAAAUCUCGAAAGCACGUAUCUGAAGAGCAGUCCUCACAUCUCAGUCCAUGCCUUCGGAGAAGCUUUUCGUUCUCAUCAGCUGCAUUCAAUGAAGCAGAUUCACUACAGAGAAAUGCUCAUGGCUUCAUAGAACAAACUGGAUCUCAUAGUAGCAAACAUGCUUCAUCAAAACAGUCAAACAGACGAUCAUCUCAUGGUCGUGCCCUUACUCCUCAAAGUCAAUCUAGGUCAAAAUUCCAUGAAGCAGUCUUACAUAAUGGAAGUUCGUCAAAACUGUCUGAUUCCUCCUAUUCUUCCAGGGGGCAAUGUGAUUCAUCAGAAAGCUCAUAUUCAAGCAAAGUUUUGGACCGUUACAUUGAUGGGGAACAACAAUACGAUAUUACUACACCUAGGAGCAAUUCACCUAUGAGGAAUCAAUUUGAUGGUCAGAAGAGUGGCUUGGGAAAACGUCCUCCAAGAGUUCAGCACACGGCACCUACAUCACCGAUAAUCCACAGUACAAAGGAGAAACCAAGUUCUCGUUAUUCUAAAGGAAAUCAAAUUUAUUAUUCAUCAAAAGAUUGGGCAGAAAAUGGAUUUGGGAAAGAAUCACCUCGGACAUUAGCCAAGAAUGUAAUCGAGAGACUUUCCCAGUCCCAAUCUUUGCAAAAACCGUGUUUACAAGACUACAGUCCUGACUUUCCAAUUACUCUUGAUGAUAUCUAUGGUGGAUCUCAUAAGAGAUCUGAGAGCUUCACUGCUGCUGAGUUUUGUGGGAAUAGUCAGAUGAAUGAAUCUGAUGCAAUUCCUAACAGUUGUGAUCAAUAUGGCGAUGUGGGUUAUGCUGAGGCUGAAGAAGACUUGGAUUGCGAAUUACAAAGAAAAUCGAAAGAGGCUAAAGAGAGGGUUUUGCUGCUUUCGGAAGAGCUUGAGCAGCAGAGUUUCCUUGAUCAGGGUUUUACUGUCCCAGCAUUGGUUCAGAUGAUUAGAGACUUAGCUGAAGAGAGGAUAGGAAUGGCAGCCGAACUUUCUGCUUCUUUGCACGACAGAAUUUCUGAUAGGGCAUCGGCCCGGGAAGAACUUCAAUUGGUAAGAAUUGAACUGGAUAUGAGAACCCGGAAAUUGGAAAAGGAGAAGAGUGAGAUUCAGUUGUCACUAGAGAAGGAACUUGACAGAAGAUCGAAUGACUGGUCAUUCAAGCUUGAGAAAUGUCAAUCAGAAGAGCAUAGGCUUCGCGAGAGGGUAAGAGAGCUUGCCGAGCAGAAUGUCUCUCUCCAAAGAGAAAUCACUUGCUCAAGUGAGAGGGAAAUUGAUGGAAGGAAUAGGGUGGCACAUACAGAUGUGCAACUUAAGGAUUUGACAGAAAGGUUGGAGGGACUAAACGAUGAGAAUCAUAGUCUUCAUUGUAAUAUUUUGGAUAUGCAGGAGAAGCAUAAAGCCAAAGAAGAAGAUCGAGAUUUGUUUAAAAGAAACUAUGAAGAAAAGGAUAAAGAGUGCAAGGAUCUUUAUAGAUCUGUCUCAAGGUUACAAAGAACAUGCAAUGAAUUGGAGAAAACUGUGGAUGGUUUACGAGAAGGACUUAGUGAGGAACUUAGUCAGAAUAGUUCGGUCCGUAAUGUUGACAAGAAUACAAGAAAGCUGCAAAUGGAGCAUGUUAGAUUGGCUGGAGUGGAACAAGCUUUGAGGAAGGAAAUCGAGUCCUACAAGAUGGAAGUUAAUUCUUUAAGGCAUGAGAAUAUCUCCCUUUUAGAACGUCUAAGUGGCAGUGGGAAGGGAGUUCUAUUAACUUUCAAGUUAGAUCAAGAACUAUUGAAUUGUAUAUCUUCCAUCCAGAAUCAAGGACUCUCGCUUCUUUAUGAUAUGAUCAAUGCUUGCACAAAAUUGCUCGAUUGUGUCAAAUCAAAAGCUACAGAUACAAAGAUAGGCUUCAAUGAUGAGUUUUUGAUAGAGUACAAUACGAAAGUUCAGGGAUUUAAGAGGGGAAUUCAGAGCCUAGCGAGGAAUUUACAGACAACAAAAGCUGUCAUAGAUGAGAAAAGCAAUUUGGGUGGUAUUGUUGAAUCUCGAUCAUGCAAGUCAGAGGAGGGGCCCAUCCAUGAUCAAAGCACAACGGAGGACGACACUAUUAAAUCAGAGCUGAAGGCGGAAACUUUACUAACGAAAUUAUUGAGAGAAAAGCUGUUAAGCAAGGAGGUUGAAGUGGAGCAGCUGCAAGCUGAUGUGGCUGUUGGUGUUAGAUGCAAUGAUGUUCUUAGAUCUGAAGUCCAGACUGCACUAGAUGGCCUUUCCUGUGCUUCUCACAGAAUGAAAGAUCUUGAACUUAAGAUUAUACAGAAGGAGGAGAAUGUAAAUGGGCUUCAAAAUGAUCUACAAGAAUGCAAAAAGGAAUUAAAUAUUCUGAGAGGCAUACUACCAAAAGUGUCGGAUGAAAGAGAUGCGAUGUGGGACGAGGUAAAGAAAUACAGUGAGAAGAACAUGCUGUUGAACUCGGAAAUUAACAAGUUAAAGAAAAUGGUAGAGGGUCUCGACGAAGAUAUUCUUGUUAAAGAAGGUCAGAUUACUAUCUUGAAAGACUCCCUAGCAGCCAAGCCUUUUGAUCUUCUCUCGAGUUCAGAUUCUAUACAUGACUUCCAGCUGCAAUAAUGAAUUGGAUUGAAUUGGAUUCUAUAAUCUCUUCCCUUUUUUUUCAUAGUUUUUUUUUUAUACUUGAGUAACAUGGAAGUUGAAGAUAUUCAAAUUCUUCAACUGUUAUAUUACAUUGGGAAAAACUGUUCCAAACUUUUUCUUCUUAUGUUGAUCAUUUUCACAAUGCAAUGGAAAUGAGUUGUCUUUUAAUAUAAAAAAGUAAUUGUUUGAAUUUU
Molecule: messenger RNA, 3336 nt
Organism: Impatiens glandulifera
Lineage: Eukaryota; Viridiplantae; Streptophyta; Magnoliopsida; Ericales; Balsaminaceae
Product: myosin-10-like
Exons: 6
Coding region: 314-3118 (934 amino acids)
Source: RefSeq, a predicted model, not a curated record